CGAGCUCUCCUUCAAGGUGCUUCUCCUGCCCCACCCGCAUCCUCCCACUUCGGCCUGCAUCCAACGCAUCCAAAGCAUCACGCCGACGAAAAAUCAAAAAAGGGAACUUGGAAAGUCCGUAACCAUACAAACAAACAAUCACAUACAAUGCCUCCUCCGCCUUCUGCCUACGGUGCUCAGCAACCCUCUACUUUCGAUAAGAUGAAGAUGGGAGCGUUGAUGGGAACCAGUGUUGGUUUGUGUGUUGGGUUUCUCUUUGGUGGCUGGAACCUCCUCACCAACGGCCCCGGCCCCAAUGGAUUCCUGAGAUCAUUGGGUAAGUCGAUGGUCGGAAGUGCCGCGACGUUCGGUUUCUUCAUGUCGAUUGGAUCUGUGAUCAGAACACAGCCGGCGUUGACGAGUAAGGAGUGGGAGCAGGCGGUGAGGUAUCCUGUUAUUGUGGCGGAGAGGAAGUAAGUGGAGGGAAGGGAAUGGGACGUGUACGAUGAGAGGGAACUAAAGGAAGUGCAUAUUUGAAGUGAUGAUGAUGGAUUGAGAGGAGGGAAGGCGGGAAAGCAUGAGCAAGAUACCAAUAGGGAGUGGAGGCGAUUUCAUUUAUCAGAGCGAUAUGAACGAUUUACAGGGACGGAGGGUGUGCAUUCGCUACGUAUACUCAAUUCAAUUAUGGAGAACUACACCGAUCUAUCCCGUAUGG
Messenger RNA from Saitoella complicata NRRL Y-17804, 694 nucleotides. RefSeq lists its product as uncharacterized. Gene Ontology annotation, cellular component: TIM23 mitochondrial import inner membrane translocase complex. Lineage: Eukaryota; Fungi; Ascomycota; Saitoellomycetes; Saitoellales; Saitoellaceae. The record is from RefSeq and is a predicted model, not a curated record. Gene Ontology annotation, biological process: protein import into mitochondrial matrix; protein insertion into mitochondrial inner membrane. The transcript has 2 exons. The coding region runs from base 148 to 456 and encodes 102 amino acids.